GAUCCAGGACCAAUCCAACCUGGGCUGCCUGGCGUUAUCCAGCGAGAUCAGGCCCAGGCGACCUCCACCCUUACAGGCCCACUCCAGCGGCAGGGGCCUUGACCUGGGACACCUUCCAUGGUUGUUGUCAUUGCACCCGUCUCUAGUUUCAUUUUGCAGAGUGCGAAUGUGGUUUGGCCGGUCGCUGUAACUAACAUUCUCCUGUGUCUAUUGUUGCUUACCUCUGGCCGCAGUUCCAACCUCUUCCACUCUUUUUGUACCUACUUUGGCCUUCACUUUUCUGCUUUGACGGCGUUGUCAGGGCGGCAUCCCCUCCUUUUCAGCUUAGUUUUUUGGCGAUGGUCCACUGAAUUGCGACUUCCCAGGUCGCGCCUUGGAACAAGCUCUGGCUUGUUUUCCUGGCAAAACAGACGCUGCGUUGCUUCUUCCCCAGAUCAGAGAGAGAGAAGGUGUGUGCCCAGGCCAACGGCUGCGGCUCCGUCCCAUCUUUUCGCAGCUGAUCUACACCCAAUUGCAGCUUGUCCGCGAGAACAAAACGGAGACGACUGGCAACCAAGUAGCAACGCCAUUGUUGUGGACCGUGUCGCCGAGGACUGGCUGCUGCCCGCAGCGCCGCCGACCGAAACGCCAACGCCGACCUUACCGUGUCCCUCUCCCCCAACAUUACCGAACCCGGCCCGUUCGAAUUGGUCGGCUGCGUCGAGUUUUUCCCACCGUAUUGGAAAGGGCAUUCGAGGUCGAGCGUGGUCGCUCGAUUCUCCGGUCGGGCGUUCCAAAGCUGCGACUGCAAAACGCGCCUGCAGCGCUUCGCAUUCCACAACCCUCGCAGCUCGGCAUUUUCUGCCCCGAAAAGUCCCCUUCUCUUUGUGAUGCCCUGACGAUGCGAAUCACGACUCUCACGAUUACCGAAUUCCCGUUCGCCCCUCUUAUCUUCCACGGCUGCUUGCCGUAGACUCAAUCGCCCGCGGCCAGGAUGCAAGCCGUGCCGAGUGUAAGUCUAAGUUCCCUUGUUGGGCCUUGGGCAGCAACCCAAACCGAGGAUACAACGGAAGCUUGGCUGGACUGGAUUUGUCCUCUUCCAUCCAACAC
This is a messenger RNA of Parathielavia appendiculata, 1089 nucleotides long. RefSeq lists its product as uncharacterized. Lineage: Eukaryota; Fungi; Ascomycota; Sordariomycetes; Sordariales; Chaetomiaceae. Bases 118 to 870 code for a protein of 250 amino acids. The transcript has a single exon. The record is from RefSeq and is a predicted model, not a curated record.